Molecule: messenger RNA, 915 nt
Organism: Malaya genurostris
Lineage: Eukaryota; Metazoa; Arthropoda; Insecta; Diptera; Culicidae
Product: vesicle transport protein SFT2C
Exons: 3
Coding region: 143-760 (205 amino acids)
Biological process (GO): vesicle-mediated transport
Cellular component (GO): membrane
Source: RefSeq, a predicted model, not a curated record
CAUAAACAAAGCACUCACUGCUGGAGUACUAGGAAAAGUCAAAAGUAUGAUACGUGGGUUGUUAUUAGGAGAUUAGGACAAAAAAAAUUAUUGUAUUUGCUGUGAUUUAAAUCAUUUUAAUUCACAAGAUCAGAACUGCAUAAUGGCCGAUCUCAAAAAGGAUCUUGACGAAUAUCUUCUGCUGCAAAGCGAUCAGAAGAAAAGUUUCAAGCUCGAAAUGCCAAAGAUGCCCUCGAUGUCCACACCCGGGUUGGUGGGAAAGCUCUUCGGAAAAAAUCAGGAACCAGAGGCAAACAGCUGGCUUAAGGACACGCAAGAUACUUGUUGUCCGAAAUUGAGCCGAAUACAAAGAAUCGUAGGAUUCGUUACCUGUAUGGGCCUUGGAGUGUUCUGUAUGACAGUGUCUACAUUCUAUAUUCCUUUGCUAAUCCUCAAAGCAAGAAAAUUUGCUUUACUCUACACUUUGGGAAGUAUUUUCUUCAUCAUGAGUUUCGCUUUCCUAAACGGCUUUGGAGCAAUGUUCCGGCAGUUAUUCUCUCGGGAACGGUUGGCUUUAUCGAUAUCCUACAGCUGCUGCCUGGUGGCAACACUGUACUUUGCAAUGAUUGAACAAAGUACGGCCUUUACCGUGCUGUUUGCGGUCGCACAAAUCAUAUCGCUACUCUGGAUGAUUCUGGGAGCGGUGCCCGGUGGAAUGACGGGAGUCAAAUUUUUCGGUCAAAUGUUCCGAAGUUCCGUAUCGAACCAACUACCGGUGUAAGGCAAUACAAAUGCUCGGUGAAGAAGGCUGACAGGGGGAAUGUGACUGAUAGAAUCAGAUAGAUGCUGCUUGUGUAAUUUGACCGUACAAACGGUAGAAUUGUAUCAGUAAACUAAGUAUUUUUUAUCAAAUAAUAAUAAUAACAAUAAUUGUAA